UCAAACACUUGGCUGACAUGUUGUGAACUGAAAGGAAAAGAAGAGGAAGAAAGAAGAUAAGAAAAACUCCUCUGUUCCAGAAACAGAGAUAGGAGAGAAAUGGGUAUUCUGUCAUUAAGUUCAUCAUCUUUGUACCGCCCACAACAACCAGUUUCUCAGCUUCAAAGAAAUCAACAACUCACAGUUGAAACUUCUCUACAGAAUACAAGUAAAGGAGGAGGAAUUAGAGGAGGUGGAUUGAAACCCAUUGUUGUUACUGGAAAUCCACCUACUUUUGUAUCAGCUCCUGGCCGUAGAAUCAUUGCUGUUGGAGACUUGCAUGGUGAUAUGUCACAAACUAGAAGUGCACUUGAGAUGGCUGGUGUUUUGAGCUCAGAUGGUCGGAAUACAUGGAUUGGUGGAGAGACGGUAUUGGUUCAACUAGGAGAUAUACUUGAUAGAGGAGAAGAUGAAAUUGCUAUUCUAUCGUUGUUGCGUUCACUUCAUAUUCAAGCAAAAGCUAAUGGUGGAGCUGUCUUUCAGGUGAACGGAAAUCACGAGACCAUGAAUGUAGAAGGCGAUUUCAGAUAUGUUGAUCAAGGAGGUUUUGAAGAAUGUGUUGAUUUCUUACACCACUUGGAGAAUUACGGGGAUAAUUGGGAUGAGGCUUUUGUAGAUUGGGUUAGUGUCUCUGAACAAUGGAAACAAGAUUGUAAGAUGAAUGAGAGUUAUUGGGGACCAUGGAAUAUAUUGCAGAAGCAAAAGGGGGUCAUUGCAAGAUCUAUGCUUCUAAGACCAGGAGGUUUAUUAUCGCGUGAGUUGUCACGUCAUCCUGUUGCCCUUAAAGUCGACGAUUGGGUGUUUUGUCAUGGUGGGCUUCUUCCUCACCACGUUGCAUAUGGCGUGGAGAAGAUGAAUGAUAAGGUAUCUCGCUGGAUGCGAGGUCCCGACGAGAAUGGUGAUAAUGAUCCUGAACUCCCUUUCAUAGCCACACGAGGCUACGAUAGUGUUGUUUGGAACCGGUUGUACUCCGGACAGACCGGUGACAUGGAGGAUUAUCAAGCGCGCCAGAUAUACUCGAUUCUGCAAGAGACAUUGAGAGCAUUAGGUGGUAAAGCAAUGGUUGUGGGACAUACUCCUCAAACUGAAGGCAUAAAUUGUAAAUAUGGUUGUAGUAUAUGGCGUGUGGAUGUUGGAAUGUCCAGCGGAGUCCUUAAUUCAAGACCAGAGGUUCUAGAAAUAAUAGACAAUGAAGCAAGGGUAAUAAGGAGCAGAACGGAUAUGUUUAGCGAAUUUCAGGUUGUUGACUACACAUGAAGAUUGCGAAUGAGUUACAAGGAACCGUGGUUUCGGCUCGAGUAUUUAUUUUCCUAGAGGAUACAAAGUGGUUUACACUCAACUGCUGGACGCCUGGACCCCUUUUCCGCAUGUUAGAUUAGCCAGUGCUUAAGUAUCAACCAGAUUUCUAAUGAGGCAAUCAGUUAUAUAUUGGGAUAUUCAUCUCUUCAAGAAGAAAAAGAUGUAGUAGAAGAAGAGCAUUAUAAGUAUGGUUUGCACUCAUAUUCUGGAGACACCAUCAGCAUGCAACACUCUGGUAAUCAGUAGCGAAUUUGCAGUGUAGUCCGUUGAAGUGCAUAAUUACAUAUGUUCUACUGCUGUCCAAUAAUUGUAUACAUGCAACUACUCUUUAUACAGGUCACUCAUUUAACUAAAAACAGAAGUGUCGUAAAUGAUACUGUAUAUCAAAAUUCAUAAUAUAACCACAAACAAAUCGUUUUCUUGUUAC
This is a messenger RNA of Papaver somniferum (opium poppy), 1765 nucleotides long. RefSeq names its product shewanella-like protein phosphatase 1. The transcript is spliced from 10 exons. The record is from RefSeq and is a predicted model, not a curated record. Lineage: Eukaryota; Viridiplantae; Streptophyta; Magnoliopsida; Ranunculales; Papaveraceae. Gene Ontology annotation, molecular function: hydrolase activity. The coding region runs from base 100 to 1296 and encodes 398 amino acids.